Messenger RNA from Gossypium raimondii (Peruvian cotton), 744 nucleotides. RefSeq lists its product as uncharacterized. NCBI's taxonomy places the organism in Eukaryota, Viridiplantae, Streptophyta, Magnoliopsida, Malvales, Malvaceae. The record is from RefSeq and is a predicted model, not a curated record. The transcript is spliced from 3 exons. The coding region runs from base 1 to 744 and encodes 247 amino acids.
AUGGCUAAAUUUCUGAAAGAUGAUCCUCCUAUUUUUAGAGAGGAUGAGGAAGAUGUAUAUAGUAUCAAGAAAACAACUAAGGAAUUAUGGGAAUCGUUGGACCAUAAAUACAAAACUGAAGAUGAUGGUGCUAAGAAAUUCUUAGUUGCUAAGUCCUUAAACUUUGUAAUGGUUGAUUCUAAAGCUGUUGUAAACCAGGUUCAGGAAUUCCAAUUGAUCAUUCACGAUAUUCUCGCAGAAGGGAUGGUUAUAAGUGAAUCCUUUCAGGUGGCAGCCAUUAUUGAAAAACUUCCCCCUACUUGGAAUGACUUAAAGAAAUAUCUUAAGUAUAAGAGAAAAGAAAUGACAGUGGAAAAUCUGAUUGUUAGACUUCGAAUUGAAGAAGACAACCGAGGACCAAAAAACGGUGUCUUUAAGAAGCCAAAAUUCCAAGGAAAAUGCUUUAAUUGCAAUAAGAUGAGACACAAGUCAUCCGAUUAUAGGAUUCCAAAUAGGGUUAAAACAAACGAGGCCAAUGCUGUGGAAAAUAUUUUUAAGGCAGUAUCUGAUCUUGACCUCUACACUGUGAUUUAUGAAGUCAACUUGGUUGAUUCAAAUCCAAGAGAAUGGUGGCUUGAUACUGGUGCCACACGUCAAAUUUUCUGUGGCAAUGACUCCUUUGUUGAGUUGGUUCCUUACGAGAAAUGGGAGAAGCUCUAUAUGGCAAUGCUGCAACUUCCAAGAUCAAGGGGAAAUGCACUGUGA